This is a messenger RNA of Colletotrichum acutatum, 849 nucleotides long. RefSeq lists its product as uncharacterized. The coding region runs from base 1 to 849 and encodes 282 amino acids. The record is from RefSeq and is a predicted model, not a curated record. The transcript has 2 exons. NCBI's taxonomy places the organism in Eukaryota, Fungi, Ascomycota, Sordariomycetes, Glomerellales, Glomerellaceae.
AUGUUCAUGACUGCAUGUCAGCCAGAAGGGGCUGCACUGGGAAGCUAUUGGGUUCAUGAAUGGAAAGCUGAAGAGACACUGACAGCCUUUCUCAAACGUGUAUACUCACAGGCUUUUGCAGGAGGGACACCUGAACAGCCUAUCAACACGGGCAAUCUCCGCGCUUAUAUCCUGUCCAAGAACGCCAGAGUCGUUGUAAAAGAAACUGACGUGCUGUCGGAUCACCUAUCUUUGAUUAUAGGAGAAGGUUUCAAGACGUUGUUGGUGUUCCACCAUCGCGCAUUCCUCGAAGAUAGUCUGGAGGUUUUGAAGGCGGAUCAGGAAGAUUUAAGCCAGUCUUUCUCAGAAGCUGUAUCCAUUGGCUGUCUUGCCCCGACACUCCUCGAAGAAACGCUCAGGACCCUUGACCUCCUGUUCCCACCUUCCGGUGAUGGACAAUCCCGACGAAUCCUCGAGAAAUUGGUGCAGCGGGAAGAUCUUGACCCAUGUCUGCUAGAGCUGGGUCAUACCAUGCUGGAGAUUUCGGUUGAAAAUCAGACCCCCGAUGACCUUCAGGAAUUGUAUAUGCAGUAUCCGCACUGGGCCCCACGGCUGGCCCGUUUGCUGAAGGAGGUUGACGACCCGACACCGACAACAAGGUGGGAGCGCUACGCAGAACGAAGAAAGUCGCCACGACACAUGUACAAGUGCGCUCUCGCCGCGUUCAUUGUGGCGGCUAUAUUUGGCAUCCUUGCAACGGUGCUGGCGGCAGUCCAGGUCUGGAUAUCAUACUGCGCCUGGGUGGACGACCCGAUGAAGUCCUUAUGUGGAGCAAAGAAGGCUCAAAUUUCCCCAACAUUGGAUGGGUAA